CAACUUUGGGUUUUGAUUACCUUGACACACACCACACACAUCUUUUUCCAUAAUGCGAACAAAGCCAGCGUUUUCACUCUCUCGUAAGCUCCUCCGCAUGAGCUGGAACAAAUACAAUUUGUACAACGUCGCCACACGAGAGAAGGCGCCCAAUCUUGCAACGAAAACUCUUUUCCAGCAAAAGUGGAUUGCAAAGCGAGAAACGAGAGCAUACCACGGUGACGAAAUGACCGAAAAACAGUUCAAGAGAGUCUUCAACCCAAAGCUCCCCACUGUCAGUAACAUGUUCUCCACGGGGAAAGACAGCGAGCAUCCCCCAGUCGCUGUCCUUACUUUUGCCGAAUUGGAGAGACGUUUGGAUUUCAUUGUGUUUAGAAGCAACUUUGCUCCUAGCAUUGCCGCUGCCCGCCAACUUGUCAUUCAUGGAAAGGUCAACUUGAACGGAAAAAAGAUGCCAUAUCCCUCUCACCGGGCCAAGGAUGGCGACGUUAUUUCAGUCGACCCCAAUGCCAUUAGCACUCUCAAGGGUGAAGUAGGAACUGAAUUAGAUUUCACUCCUAAGCCUUUUUCACAACCUUUCUUGUUCGUCCCUGAAUAUCUUGAGGUCAACUACAAAACUUGUUCCUCGGUCUUUUUGAGAGCUCCCAUUUCCCGACCAGGACGCACUGAGAUCCCAUCACCAUUUCCCGCCGAGUUGCACGCUCUUGCAUACGAAUACUAUGCACGAUCCAAGUAAUCUCUCAUAUCCUCAUCACGCUACUCACCAGUUCGCUUGUUCAGUGACAGGCUAUUUGUAAUUGUAAAGAGGUGUUAAUUUUGUCUGUCAGCAUGUACAAAUCUAGAGAGACACCGAACAAAAUCAAUAAUAAAAAGAGAAUAUAAUGAAGUUUAU
This is a messenger RNA of Umbelopsis ramanniana AG, 892 nucleotides long. RefSeq lists its product as uncharacterized. Gene Ontology annotation, biological process: positive regulation of translational fidelity. The record is from RefSeq and is a predicted model, not a curated record. The transcript has 2 exons. Gene Ontology annotation, cellular component: mitochondrial small ribosomal subunit. Lineage: Eukaryota; Fungi; Mucoromycota; Umbelopsidomycetes; Umbelopsidales; Umbelopsidaceae. Gene Ontology annotation, molecular function: structural constituent of ribosome; rRNA binding. Bases 53 to 736 code for a protein of 227 amino acids.